This is a messenger RNA of Silurus meridionalis, 2654 nucleotides long. RefSeq names its product diacylglycerol O-acyltransferase 1a (gene dgat1a). Bases 104 to 1588 code for a protein of 494 amino acids. The record is from RefSeq and is a predicted model, not a curated record. Gene Ontology annotation, cellular component: endoplasmic reticulum membrane. Gene Ontology annotation, molecular function: diacylglycerol O-acyltransferase activity. NCBI's taxonomy places the organism in Eukaryota, Metazoa, Chordata, Actinopteri, Siluriformes, Siluridae. Gene Ontology annotation, biological process: triglyceride biosynthetic process. The transcript has 17 exons.
UUUUUUUUUUUUGUCUGUACACGACUCAGAGAUGAGUUCCUCUCCCUGAUCAGGCUCCUGCAUCAUUCGCCAUGUCUCAGUCAUCCCUGGUCUAGAUGGAAACAUGGGCGACCGGCGCGACAGAGGCGCCUUAACGCGCCGGCGGAGAACCGUGACGAUCUGCGGGGAAGCGGGCGCGAGCUCGAAGCGCAACGACAAGAGCGAGUCCCGCAACCUGAGCGCCUACUGCGAGCAGGUGCAAGAACCUCUGAGGAGCAAAGAGGAUGGCCUUAAGGACAGGAUCAGCUGCCAUCGGCUCCAGGAGUCACUGCUCAGCUCAGAGAGUGGUUACAGCAACUACAGAGGAAUCCUCAACUGGUGUGUGGUCAUGCUGGUUUUGUCCAAUGCACGCCUUUUCCUGGAGAACCUCAUAAAAUAUGGCAUACUGGUGGACCCCAUCCAGGUGGUCUCCCUCUUCUUAAAGGACCCAUACAGCUGGCCUUCUGCAUGCCUUAUUAUUGUGUCUAACGUGUUUAUCGUGGCAGCUCUGUACACGGAAAGACAGCUGGCGAUGGGCAGAAUCUCAGAGAGCAUUGGGACUUUCCUUUACUGCAUCAAUCUCAUUGCUGUAUUGUGCUUUCCAUCAGCCACCGUCCUCACUCUGACCUCCAUGACCCCAGUUGGUGGAAUCAUUGCACUAGUGGUAUACACAGUCGUCUUUCUGAAGCUCUACUCCUACAGGGAUGUGAAUAAAUGGUCUCGGGAAAUCAGACACAUCCAAGCUCGAAAACUGUCUCGCUCCAACUCCUGUCCAUCUGUGCAGAGAGCCAAUGGGAACGCAGCACACAGUCAUGUGACCUACCCGGGCAAUCUUACCCACAGAGACAUGUAUUAUUUCAUUUUCGCCCCAACACUGUGCUAUGAGCUGAACUUCCCCCGAUCCCCACGGAUACGCAAGCGCUUCCUGCUCAGGAGACUUUUUGAAAUGCUCUUUUUGAUGCAGCUACAGGUCGGGUUGAUACAGCAGUGGAUGGUGCCAACUGUCCAGAACUCCAUGAAGCCUUUUCAGGACAUGGACUUGUCCCGGAUGGUGGAGCGUCUCUUGAAGCUUGCUGUACCGAAUCAUUUAAUAUGGCUCAUCUUUUUUUAUUGGUUAUUUCACUCCUCCAUGAACUUCGUCGCUGAACUGAUGCAGUUCGGAGACCGAGAAUUUUACAGAGACUGGUGGAACUCCGAAACAGUGCCGUAUUUCUGGUCGAACUGGAACAUCCCCGUCCAUAAAUGGUGCUUACGGCACUUCUAUAAGCCCAUGUUGAAGAGAGGCGUGAACAGGCUGACCGCUCAGAUCGCCGUAUUUUUCCUCUCCGCUUUCUUUCAUGAGUACUUGGUGAGCGUGCCGCUGAAGAUGUUCCGGCUUUGGGCGUUCAUGGGAAUGAUGGCUCAGAUUCCGCUUGCCAUGUUCGUCGGUCGCUUUCUGCGAGGUAACUACGGCAACGCGGCCGUGUGGAUCUCGCUGAUCAUCGGCCAGCCCAUCGCUGUGCUCAUGUAUGUCCACGAUUACUAUGUGAUUCAUUACGGAAGUGCGACAGAAGGCAGGGCUUCACCGUGACCAGCAAUGAUGAAAAGAAAAAAAAAUGAAACCUGCUUUUAAACAAAAAAAAAUGAAAGGAUAAUAAGAGCAAAAAUGGGUGCUUACAUUAUUUCAGAGAAGAUGGGAAACCUCUGCUAAAGCACUUUAUGUGUGACAGAGAGAGACUGAUAGACAAUUAGACAGACAGAGAGACAGAAAGAGAGAGAGAGAGAGAGAGAGAGAGUGAUAUUGAGAAAGAUAGAAUGAAAGAAACAACCAAACAAAGAAACGAAUGAAGGGAAUAAAGGAGCAAUAAAAAUAGAGCGAGAGUAAGCACGAGAGAAUGAGAAAGAAAGAAAGAAAGAAAGAAAGAAAGAGGGAGGAAAAGAGAGAGAGAGAGAGAGAGAGAGAGAGAGAGAGAGAGAGAGAGAGAGAAAACCUGCCCAGCCAAAGCAUCAGCAUUAAAGUGCCAUGAAGCUCACGCACUUUGUUCACGGUGAACUUUCACAACGUACUUUACAGUGGUGUUUUAAAAACACUGUAAGAACAUUUGUAUGCACUUCGUGUUUAAUUCACUCUUAUUUUUUGAGCAUCGCUUUUUUCCAUAAUAAAGCCCUUUAGUUUUUUUUUUUGCACUUUAUUGAUACGUGAUCCCUGACCCUCGGCUGAGUUUCUUCAUCGGUUAUCAUUAAUCAAAAUCAGACGAUUGCAAUCCGAAUGACGAAUGUGUUUUAUUUUCCAAUCUUCAUGUACAAAAACACUUUAUUCUUACACACAGUGUUGAUUCGUGUUGCACAUUUUAAAUUUCGAUUUAAAUGUAAUUUAGCUUCUUGCAGAUCCUUUUUAAGAUGAUUUACUUUAUAAGACAAUUUAAUAGACUUAAAUUGAAAGGUUGAAAAUGAUGUAUACAAAUCAGUUAUUUCUACUUCAGAACUUUUCCACUUGACAUUUUUGAUAUAGAGUUGGUUUUAUAAGAGGAUUAUUUUAUUGAGAGGGAAAAAAAAACCUUUAAAAACCACUUUCAGCCCAUAAACAAAACUGAGACUCUGCUGUGGCAGCUAAUAUUCCAGUUAAAAAAUAAUAAUAAAGCUGGUACAGACAACAA